Molecule: messenger RNA, 1835 nt
Organism: Myotis lucifugus (little brown bat)
Lineage: Eukaryota; Metazoa; Chordata; Mammalia; Chiroptera; Vespertilionidae
Gene: HSPB7
Product: heat shock protein family B (small) member 7
Exons: 3
Coding region: 1-402 (133 amino acids)
Biological process (GO): heart development
Cellular component (GO): nucleus; cytoplasm
Source: RefSeq, a predicted model, not a curated record
AUGGCCUUGCCCUGGCCCCCCUUACCCCGCCUCCCAGUUCUGGGUGCAAGCCUGCUCUGUGCUCGGCUCACGGCAGCCCUCCCCACAGCCCGCACCGGGGGGCCGGGCAACAUCAAGACACUCGGCGAUGCCUACGAGUUUGCCGUGGACGUGAGCGACUUCUCCCCUGAGGACAUCAUCGUCACCACGUCCAACAACCACAUCGAGGUGCGCGCGGAGAAGCUGGCAGCUGAUGGCACAGUCAUGAACACCUUCGCUCACAAAUGCCAGCUGCCCGAGGACGUGGACCCCACUUCCGUGACCUCGGCCCUGAGGGAGGACGGCAGCCUCACCAUCCGGGCGCGGCGACACCCGCACACAGAGCACGUCCAGCAGACCUUCCGGACAGAGAUCAAAAUCUGAGGGCUGCCCUUCCCCUGCCCUCCCCGACUCCCCCUCCCCCCCCCUCCCCCCACCCCCCACAGUGCCACUGGCCUGCCAGACUUUUCCUAACCCCUCAUAACCCCUCAUAAGAGCUGCCAGGACAUCUCAGCCCGGUUCCCAGCCCUAACACCCCCAGACCCCAGGUGGGUCACCCCACCCCAAAACGGAGGCCUUCUGCUCUGCCCAGGACAGGACAGGGGCCCCCUUGCCUUCCAGAUGUGGCCUCUCACUUAGUGCAGAACAAAGGGAUCGGGGUGGGGAAGGAAGAUCCAGAGAGGCCACUUGGGAAGGAAGCUGCGGAGAGGCAGGGUCUCUGGGCAAAUAAUCUGCAGGACAGACGGACAGCAGCUCCGCUGCCCUGCAGAGGCUCUGCCAGGCAGGGGCGGGGAAGGGCACUGGGACCCCCUUGGCAAGAGGAGCAGGAGAGGCAGGUCCCGGGGGCACAGGGAGGCCAGGAGACAGCCAUGAUGGAAACCUCCCCUUUCCACUCUCUAAGCCCCAAACCAGCUGCCUGCCCACCUGGAGCGCCCAGCCAGCCAGCUGUGCCAGGGCAUUUGUAUACAGAUGGGGUUUUUCCAAUACAGCUGGUUCGUGACAAACGGUGUGAAACUCCUGCCAUCUGUUACCUGCUCGUGCCCCCAGGCCAGGCCAGGCCAGGCUGAGGGGUGCGGCUGGUCCUCCCCCUGCCCCCAGGCCGGGCUCCUGGGACUGCCUCCAUGCAGAUGGAUCACCGACCCCAUGACCCCAUGUGGGAGAGAGACCGUGGGUGGGGCUUUGGGUCUUAAGGUCAGACCAGUGUCUGGCCAACCUUCGCCAUGGCCAGUCCUUCCCCCUCUUCAAUCUAUGAAUCUAUAGGUUUGGUGUGUGUAUACCGCUCGGGGACACACACCUGCCGGCCUUCAAAUCCUAAGCAUUACCAUUGGUUGAGUCCAAAUUCAGAACAUUCUAAAGUCAGAUCCAAUCUCCAUAUUUAUCAGGGGGGAAGCUGAGUCUGAGCAGGUGGCUGCCCAACUUGCUCACGAACAUAAACCCAGGAAGUCCGAGGCUCCUCUCAAAGCGCCCCCCUCCGGGUACCGGGAAGUAGUUCCCCCUCUCUGCCUCUCUCGGCCUUUGCCUCUGUCCCCACAUCUUCCUGCUGGAGAAAGCCCCCAGCCAGUUCCCUCCUGUUCCCCAGGCCAGGGAGGGGCUCAAGCAGCCUUCAUCUUGGGGAGCCUCAGCUGCCCGCCAUGACCCUGGCUCCGUUUCCACAUACAAAACCAGGGGUAAGGGGAGGGUGCGUCAUAGGGUAGGGUGGCCUCUCGCCUGCCAUUCUGGGGUCCUUAGGGGACAGUUCGGGGGGAGAAGGGCAUGGGAGGGUCCUGGCAUUGUACCCUGCGCACAUAAUAAACGACAGAAUCCCAGACUUCUGGAGA